Ceratosolen solmsi marchali is the source of this 356-nucleotide messenger RNA. Its product is annotated as DET1- and DDB1-associated protein 1. Gene Ontology annotation, cellular component: Cul4-RING E3 ubiquitin ligase complex. The record is from RefSeq and is a predicted model, not a curated record. The transcript is spliced from 4 exons. NCBI's taxonomy places the organism in Eukaryota, Metazoa, Arthropoda, Insecta, Hymenoptera, Agaonidae. Bases 1 to 315 code for a protein of 104 amino acids. Gene Ontology annotation, biological process: positive regulation of proteasomal ubiquitin-dependent protein catabolic process.
AUGGCCAAUAAGAACUCUGUAGCAGAGUUUCUUAAUGGAUUACCUUCAAUUGACGAGAACAAUUUUGCUAACUUUCACACCGAUAAUGGAAACAGAACCUGUGUCAAAAGACCAUCCGUUUACCUUCCAACAAAGGACUACCCUUCGGAACAAGUUAUUGUAACAGAAAAAACAACGAUAGUUUUGAGGUACCUGCAUCAACGAUGGGACAAAAAAACUACGGAGAGAAAACGAGAAUUACUAUCAGUUAAUGGAGAUUCACCGGAAGAAGUUCGUAGUAAAAGACCUCGAUUGGAUCUUAACAAUUCAUUAUAAGUAAUUUUAGUCAUUUCUAUCAUAUUUAAGAGAUUGGAUAC